Messenger RNA from Mollisia scopiformis, 1270 nucleotides. RefSeq lists its product as uncharacterized. The transcript has a single exon. The coding region runs from base 277 to 1113 and encodes 278 amino acids. NCBI's taxonomy places the organism in Eukaryota, Fungi, Ascomycota, Leotiomycetes, Helotiales, Mollisiaceae. The record is from RefSeq and is a predicted model, not a curated record.
GCAACAGCUAAAAGUGUGCUCCCAUGAACUCACGAGUCCACCCUUUGGCCUUGGCUGAGCUUUACCCCAGCACCAACCUCCUCUCGCCCUCCCAAUUUGUCACCAUAGUGAUUAUUACGAUCACAUCCUAUUUGCCGGACCAUCUGAUAAUAUCUCAACAUCAGUCACGCGUUAUCAGCAAGGGCUCACACGUGGGAGUACAAGCAACGUGGUGAUUUGCCGCAAAUAUAUCAAUAGCGUAUUCAAUGUUCGACGAUAAGCCUGCUAUAUGAGAACAUGUCAUUCACAGCUUUCCCUCGAUUACCUUAUGAGCUCCGUCGCACAAUUUGGAACGAGGCUUGCUGUGUUACCAGGGUCCUCGACCUCAGGAUAGAGCCCUUUCGCACUGAGGAUAUUCUUGUUGCUUUCUUCUACGAAUACGACGAUGCCCCGGCCACUGUUCGCACCUGGUGUCGCAUCGCUCCCCCUAUUCUGCAUGCUUCCCAAGAAUCUCGCAGCGUCGGUCUAAAGCAUUAUCAGCCCGACUUCGAUUACAACUUCACCAUACCAGGGAGUGAUACCAAGUUAAGCUUUACCGCGAAAGCAAAGAUAUACGUCAAUUGGGACUAUGAUAUCAUAUGUCCAUUUGACGCCCAUAGGGAUAGUGGGGAUGGCUUUGCACGCCAUGCCCUGAUGUUGAGACGCCUUCUUCACUGCGAUAAGCUUUCUCGUAUUGCGUUUGACGUGGAAGAUUUCCAACUCCUCAGAGAAGAAAUUGAAGAAUUAGCCAGUAGGAGCUCCAUUAUUGAACUCAGUCUGUUCUCGGCGGCUCUAGGCGAACCGUUUAUUCCAAAUUUUCGUCGUUCAAAACCAACUGCGUUCGAAUUGAUCGGUAUCGGUACUGAAGAAGAUAUUGAAGAGCUUCUUGAAAGAUUCGACACCGGUCAACCAGCCCAAAACUUGUUCAAUGUCGUGAAAGAUCUCAACGACAGGAUCACCACAAGGAGGAUGACUACUCCUCUCCCAGACUCUAGACCUGGGGCGAUUUUCAAACCCAGAAUUCUAGCUCCGUAUCAACAUUGGGAUCUCGUUUGGAUGAACAUGUUAGGACGUAAGAUUAGAGGGCUCAAAUAGCAUCAUUUGUAUUCGCAGAAGGUCAUAAAGUGCCGAUGACUAUCGACCUUUCAUCUCACUUUCCUCUGGGACAUCUUGCACAACGAACGAUGGUCAUCUCGGGGGAUCAUCGUUCAGAUGGCCGUCUCCAUGAAUUACUGUCAUUGCACCCAGACUC